UGUUUGCUCGUCCGUUGCUUGUGAAACUCAAGUGUGCGUGUUCACCCCCCGGGGUGUCGCGUUAGCUCCGUCAUGUUCCCCCUCACGGCUACGUUAGCCUGCCGCGUCCGACUCGAUAAGCGCAGUUUAAACCUAUUUUACAGCCGACUGUGCCGCUCGGGAGAAAGAGACGGGACUGGACAGACCCCGGCUGGCGUCUGCUUGGAAGGUGACGAAAGGCAUGUUUGGUUCGAGAAAGAAAUUUGCAGAGUUCGUUGAGGUAGUGGAUAACGACUUUUCUGAUGAGAGCAUGUACUACAACCAGCCGUCGAUGUUCCAGCAUCGGUCGGACAAAGAUAUGCUGUCGUCUCCAUCGCCGUCGUCAACGGGACAGCUGUCACAGCUGGGUGCAAGUUUGUACGGGCCACAAAGUGCACUUGGCUUUUCGGUUAGAGGCAUGGGCAACAGCACGCCCCAGCUGAACCGGAAUCUAACACAAGCCUCCCAACUUACAAGUCAUAUGACCCCGACGACGGGGGUUCCUACCAUGUCCCUGCACACUCCUUCGUCCCCGAGCAGGGGGGCUUUGCCCAUGAACACGAGGAACAUGCUGAACCACUCGCAGGUGGGUCAGGGGAUCAGCAUGAGCAGCAGGAACAGCAGUAUGAGCAGCUCAGGACUCGGGAGCCCCAACCGGAGCUCCCCCAGCAUCAUCUGCAUGCCCAAACAGCAGCCGGCGCGGCAGCCCUUCACCAUCAACAGCAUGUCGGGAUUUGGGAUGAACCGCAACCAAGUGUUCGGGUUGAACAACUCGCUAUCCAGCAACAUUUUCAACGGCUCAGAUGGAAGCGAGAACCUGGCGGGGCUGGAUCUGUCGGAUUUCCCCGUGUUGGCGGACAGAAGCAGGAGAGAAGGGAACGGAAACCCAUCACUGAUGAACCCCUUAGCUGGACGAGCACCUUACGUCGGCAUGGUGACGAAGCCGUCCAACGAGCAGACGCAGGAUUUCUCCAUCCACAACGAGGACUUCCCUGCUCUCCCUGGCCCGAACUACAAGGACACUUCGCUAAACAGUGACGACAACAACAAAACUAACUUGAACUCAGCGAGCAAGAGCACAGCCAACUCUGACGGGCCCAAGUUCCCCGGGGACAAGACCACCUCGGCGCUGAACAACAAUCUGAAGAAAGGCAUCCAGGUGUUGUCUGACGGCCGUGUGACCAACAUUCCAUCGGGAAUGGUGACGGACCAGUUCGGCAUGAUCGGCCUCCUGACCUUCAUCCGGGCAGCAGAGACGGACCCUGGGAUGGUCCAUCUGGCGCUAGGAAGUGACCUCACCACACUGGGACUCAACUUGAACUCACCUGAAAACCUUUAUCCAAAGUUUGCAUCUCCAUGGGCUUCAUCACCCUGUCGAUCACAAGAUAUUGACUUCCACGUUCCAUCCGAGUAUUUAACCAACAUCCACAUACGGGACAAGCUGGCUGCCAUCAAACUGGCCCGGUACGGGGAAGACUUGUUGUUCUACCUGUACUACAUGAACGGUGGGGACCUGCUGCAGCUUCUGGCUGCAGUGGAGCUCUUCAACCGGGACUGGCGCUACCACAAAGAGGAUCGAGUCUGGAUCACCAGAGCGCCUGGCAUGGAGCCAACCAUGAAGACCAACGCGUAUGAGCGAGGAACCUACUACUUCUUUGAUUGUAUCAACUGGAGGAAAGUUGCCAAGGAGUUUCAUCUGGAGUACGACAAACUGGAAGAGCGACCUCACGUUCCAACGCCGUUCAACUACAACCCGGCCCAGCAGGCCUUCUAAGGCCCCACCUGUCCGAAGGCUGCAGCUGUUUCCGCACACGUUGUUGCUGCUGUGACACACGCACAGCUCCGUUUUUAUUCCUCGAGGACUUGGCGACUGGAGCGCAUGCACAGGGGGAGGAUUUGGGUUCCAGCCGCCCUCUGCUGCCUCUUCUGACGUCACGCUGCCUGAACAUCAACACUUGUUCUGUUUUUAUUCUUUCAGUUCAUCCAGUUGUUUUGUUUGUUUUUUGUUUCCCUCCUCCCCUCUCAGAGCCGGGUCUGUUUUGUUUACGUCUCUCAAACCUGAAGCCACUUGGCUCCCAGAGGAGGACUGACCUCGUGCACAGGACAAGUUACUUUUUGUUAAAUAGGCGGCGGACGCUUAAGUACCAUCCUCAGACGCCAGCGAAAGAGUGGAAGACAUGCAAUGUUUAUUGUUGCACUAUAUUUAGUAAUAA
Synchiropus splendidus (mandarinfish) is the source of this 2231-nucleotide messenger RNA. RefSeq names its product CCR4-NOT transcription complex, subunit 2 (gene cnot2). NCBI's taxonomy places the organism in Eukaryota, Metazoa, Chordata, Actinopteri, Syngnathiformes, Callionymidae. The transcript has 15 exons. Bases 221 to 1792 code for a protein of 523 amino acids. The record is from RefSeq and is a predicted model, not a curated record. Gene Ontology annotation, biological process: nuclear-transcribed mRNA poly(A) tail shortening; regulation of DNA-templated transcription; regulation of stem cell population maintenance. Gene Ontology annotation, cellular component: CCR4-NOT core complex; P-body.